AUGGCAACAAAGAAAACAAAGACUACAGCAGCUUCAGAUGAAACUGUAACUGAAUUAUAUGCAAAGUUGAGUGCAAACGAAGAGUUGUUUGCUCAGUACAACUUAAUCACAGAGUUGGGUGACAAGCGUGAACUCGAGAUUCUCAAAGUCGACAAAGAAGAAUAUAAAGUUACAAAGGAACACUAUUUGAAGAGAGCUAAAGAAUUAGUUAAAUUAGAACACUUUUGGAAGAAUGUCUUCCAAAAAAUAGCACCAAGUUUAUUUACUGAUGAAGAUGACGGUUUACUUUCAUCUCUCACCGAUUUCUUUGUAGAGGAUACUGAUACUGAAUUCAAACUUACUUUUACAUUUGGAAAGAAUAAUAUUGUUAAAGAUGAGAAAUAUACAAUUAUUUGCAAGACACCAGUUACUCUUGAAGAUUUGAAAGAUACAUUGGAUGUUACUGUCGAACCAGAAGUGAAAUUGAAAAAGAAAGAUUCAGAAUGUCCGUUCGUUGGUUUCCUAAUUCAACCAUCGAAUCAAUAUUGCUCUGUUUUAGUUGGUGAAUGUUGGAAGAAUCCACUACAAAUCUAUCAACAAGAGUUUGGUACUAUGAUUGAAGGUGAUGAAGAUUUCGAUGGAGAGCUUGAUGAAGAAGAUGACGAUGAAGGAGAAGAAGCUGACGAAUAA
Messenger RNA from Heterostelium album PN500, 669 nucleotides. Its product is annotated as nucleosome assembly protein family protein. The transcript is spliced from 4 exons. The record is from RefSeq and is a predicted model, not a curated record. Lineage: Eukaryota; Evosea; Eumycetozoa; Acytosteliales; Acytosteliaceae. The coding region runs from base 1 to 669 and encodes 222 amino acids.